Messenger RNA from Microplitis mediator, 1593 nucleotides. It is a transcript of the gene Urod, whose product is annotated as uroporphyrinogen decarboxylase. Gene Ontology annotation, cellular component: cytosol. The record is from RefSeq and is a predicted model, not a curated record. The transcript is spliced from 5 exons. The coding region runs from base 282 to 1349 and encodes 355 amino acids. NCBI's taxonomy places the organism in Eukaryota, Metazoa, Arthropoda, Insecta, Hymenoptera, Braconidae. Gene Ontology annotation, biological process: heme biosynthetic process. Gene Ontology annotation, molecular function: uroporphyrinogen decarboxylase activity.
UGAGCUUUUUUAUCAGAUGAGACAGCCACGAGGGCCACAAAACGACACUGUGACUUGUAAUAUCACCAUAACAAUGAACGUUUUCUUGUAAUUGACAAAAAAAAAAAAUGAUUUGUCAUUCGUUAUAAGAAAAAUAAAUAUAUACAUUUAUAUUUAGUAAUACCGCUGAAAUUAAUACAAGUGUCAAGUCUUUUUAUAAAAAAUAUCUACCAGUGAUUUAACCUAAAACAUAUUGAUUAAAACUUUACUAUAUUUGUAAAUUAAAAUCUUAUACAAUAAUUAUGGAGAAACACAAUUUCCCAGUUUUGAAAAACGACAGAUUUUUAAAAGCUGCAAGAGGUGAAGAAGUUGAUAAGAUACCAGUAUGGAUAAUGAGACAAGCUGGAAGAUAUUUGCCAGAGUUUCGCGAAUUUCGUACCAAGCACGACUUUUUUUCCAUAUGCCAGACACCUGAGUUUGCAUGCGAAGUAACUCUGCAGCCUAUAAGAAGAUUUGAUCUUGAUGCCAGCAUUAUUUUUUCUGAUAUACUCGUAAUCCCGCAAGCCAUGGGAAUGACUGUAGAAAUGAGAGCCGCAGUGGGUCCAGUGCUACCGCAACCUAUCGCCAGUCCCAGUGAUAUGGCGCGACUGAAAAAACCAGAUGUAGAAAAAGAUCUAGGGUACGUUGGAGAAGCUAUUACCUUAACAAGACACAAACUAGAGGGUAAAGUUCCUCUGAUCGGAUUCACCGGUGCUCCAUGGACACUGAUGGGCUACAUGAUCCAAGGAGGAGGAAGUUCUACAAUGGCGCAAGCUAGAUCUUGGUUUUAUAAAUAUCCCCAAGAAUCUCAUACACUUUUGCAAUUAAUUACCGAUAUUAUUAUUGAUUAUCUAGUAAUGCAGGCUAAAGCCGGUGCUCAGGCACUUCAAGUAUUUGAAAGUCAUGCAGAUUAUUUGAACGACGAACUUUUUGAAACUUUUUCACUGCCUUAUCUCAAACAAAUCAGUGAGAAAGUAAAACUUAAACUAGAUGCAUUGAACAUUCCUAGAGUUCCAAUGAUUGCAUUCCCCAAAGGCGCAACAUUAAAUUCAUUAGAACGUCUUGCAAAAAGUGAAGCUUACGAUGUGAUAGGAAUUGAUUGGACAAUAGAGCCAUCAGACGCAAGGACACGAUUGACAAACGUUACUGUCCAAGGAAACAUGGAUCCAUGCGCAAUGUAUGCUAACGAAGAGCAAGUCUAUGAACGUGCAAGAAAAAUAGCAUCGCAGUUUGGAAAAACUCGUUACAUUGCUAAUUUGGGUCAUGGAAUUCUUCCAGACACGCCUAUUCCAUCAGUCGAAGCUUUUAUUCGCGGGAUACAUUCGGUGUGAUUUAGAUUGUGAAAGUAGCAGACGAAAAUAUUUUUUAUUUGUAACCAAACAAAUUAGAUAUUUUUAUAAAGAAAUUUUUAAAAGUCAUACCAAGAACUUUUUAAAAUUUUUAUACCCGUAUUCAAAUUAUUUUUCUAUAUCGUCUAAUUUGUUUAUAAAAUUUUUCUGACGUCUGUUAUUUCCAGUAUCAUUAAUUUGGUUUAUGGUUUUAUUGUUUGUGAUAUCGAUAUUUGUUUUUUGAAUU